AUGACAGAAGCUUCUACCACAACAGAAACUGCAACCACAACAGAAGGUGGUACCACAACAGAACCUGCAACCACAACAGAGGAAGAAGCUACCACAACAGAAGAUGCAACCACAACAGAAGAAGCUACCACAACAGAAGGUGCAACCACAACAGAAGCUGCAACCACAACAGAAGCUACUUCUAACAAAGCUGCUACAACAACUAAAGCUGAAACUACACUAGAAGCUGAUACCACAACAGAAUCUGCAACCACAACACAAGCUGCAACCACAACAGUAGCAGCUGCUUCCACAACAGAAGCUGCAACCACAACAGAAGCUGCUACCACAAGAGAACUUACAACUGAAACCACAACAGAAGCUGCUACCACAACAGAAGCUGCAACUACAACAGAAACUGAAACCAGAACAGAAGCUUCAACCACAACAGUAGCAGCUGCUUCCACAACAGAAGCUGCAACCACAACAGAAGCUGCUACCACAAGAGAAGCUGCUAUCACAACAGAAGCUGCAACUACAAGAGAAGCUGCUUCCACAUCAGAAGCUGUAACUACAACAGAAACUGAAACCACAACAGAAGCUGCAACCACAACAGAAACUGCAACUACGACAGAAGCUCCAACUACAACAGAAGCUGCAACUUCAACAAAAGCUUCUACCACAAUGGAAGCUGCAACCACAACAGAAGCUGCAACCAUAACGGAAGCUGUAACCACAACAGAAGCUGCAACUACAACAGAGCCUGCUACCACAACAGAAGCUGCAAGUACAACAGAACUUGCAACCACAACAGAACCUGCUACCACAACAAAAGCUGCAACCACAACGGAACAUGUAACCACUACACAAACUAUAACCACAACUGAAGCUGCAACUACAACUGAAGCUGAAACUACAACUGAAGUAUCAACCACAACAGAAGAGGUAACAAUGACGGAAGCUGCAACCACAACGGAAGAAGCUGCAACCACAACAAAAAUUGAAACCACAACGGAAACUGCUACCGCAACAGAAGCUGCUACCACAACUGGAGCUGUGACCUCAACAGAAACUGAAACCACAACAGAAGCAUUAGCUGAAACCACAACUGUGACUGCAACUAGAACUGAAUCUGCCACACAUGCUGUAACCACAACAGAAGCUGCUACCACAACAAAAGCUGGUAACAAAACUGAAGCUGCAAUCACAACAGAAGCUGUAACUAAAACUACAACUGCAACAGAGGCUGCAACCACUAUUGAUGCUUCCACAGAAGCUGCAACUACAACUAAAGCUGCAACUACAACUGAAGCUGCAACAACAGAAGUUUUUGCUUCAAGAGAAGUUGCUACAACUGAAACUGCUACCACAACUUUAGCUGCAACCAAAGCAGAAGCUGCAACCGCAACAGAAGCUGCAACCACAUCAUUAGCUGCCACAACAACUGAAGCUGCUACCAAAACUGAAGCUACAAUCACAACAGAAGCUGUAACUGAAACUGCAACAGAGGUUGUAACCACUAUUGAUGCUGCAACAGAAGCUGCAACUACAACUAAAGUUCCAACCACAACUAAAGCUGCCACAACUGAAGUAUUUACUACAACAAAAGUUACUACAACUGCAGGUGUUACUACAACUUUAACUGCAACCACAUCAUUAGCUGCAGCCACAACUGAAGCUGCAACCACAACAGAAGCUGUAAGCACAUCAUUAGUUGCAACCACAACUGAAGCUCCUACCAAAAGUGAACCUGCAACUACAACAAAAGCUACAACCACAAAUGGAUCUGUAACCACAUCUGAACCUGGAACUACAACAGAAGCUGCAACCACAACUGAAUCUGCGACCACAACAGAAGCUGCAACUACAACUGAAGCUGCUACCAAAACUGAAGCUGCAACUAAAACUGAAAUUGCAACAGAGGCUUCAACCACUAUUGAUGCUUCCACAGAAGAUGCAACUACAACGAAAGCUCCAACCACAACUGAAGCUGCAACAACAAUAGAAAUUUUUAGUACAACAGAAGUUGCUACAACUGAAGCACCAAAUACAACUGAAGCUUCUACCUCAUCAUUAGCUGCUACGACAACUGAAGCAGCAACCAUAACUGAAGCUGCAACCACAACAGAAGCUGCAACCACAUCAUUAGUUGCUACCACAACUGAAGCUGCUACCGAAACUGAAGCUGUAUUCACAACAGAAGCUGCAACUGAAACUGCAACAGAGGCUGCAACCACUAUUGAUGCUGCAACAGAAACUACAACUAAAGCUCCAACCACAACUGAAGCUGAAACAACAACAGAAGUUUUUACUACAACAGAAGUUGGUACAACUGAAGCUCCAAAUACAACUGAAGCUUCUACCACAUCAUUAUCUGCAACCACAACAGUAGGUGCAACCACAACAAAAGCUGCAUCUACAACAGAAGCUGGAGUCACAACAAAAUCGACCACCACAACACAAGCUGCACCCACAACAGAAGGUGCAACCAUAACUGAAGAUACAAACACAACUGAACCUGCAACCACAGCAGAAUCUGCCAACACAACACGAACAGCAACUACAACAGAAGCAUUAGCUGAAACCACAACUGUGACUGCAACUAGAACUGAAUCUGCCACACAUGCUGUAACCACAACAGAAGCUGCUACCACAACAAAAGCUGGUAACAAAACUGAAGCUGCAAUCACAACAGAAGCUGUAACUAAAACUACAACUGCAACAGAGGCUGCAACCACUAUUGAUGCUUCCACAGAAGCUGCAACUACAACUGAAGCUGCAACAACAGAAGUUUUUGCUACAAGAGAAGUUGCUACAACUGAAACUGCUACCACAACUUUAGCUGCAACCAAAGCAGAAGCUGCAACCGCAACAGAAGCUGCAACCACAUCAUUAGCUGCCACUACAACUGAAGCUGCUACCAAAACUGAAGCUACAAUCACAACAGAAGCUGUAACUGAAACUGCAACAGAGGUUGUAACCACUAUUGAUGCUGCAACAGAAGCUGCAACUACAACUAAAGUUCCAACCACAACUAAAGCUGCCACAACUGAAGUAUUUACUACAACAAAAGUUACUACAACUGCAGGUGUUACUACAACUUUAACUGCAACCACAUCAUUAGCUGCAGCCACAACUGAAGCUGCAACCACAACAGAAGCUGUAAGCACAUCAUUAGUUGCAACCACAACUGAAGCUCCUACCAAAAGUGAACCUGCAACUACAACAAAAGCUACAACCACAAAUGGAUCUGUAACCACAUCUGAACCUGGAACUACAACAGAAGCUGCAACCACAACUGAAUCUGCGACCACAACAGAAGCUGCAACUACAACUGAAGCUGCUACCAAAACUGAAGCUGCAACUAAAACUGAAAUUGCAACAGAGGCUUCAACCACUAUUGAUGCUUCCACAGAAGAUGCAACUACAACGAAAGCUCCAACCACAACUGAAGCUGCAACAACAAUAGAAAUUUUUAGUACAACAGAAGUUGCUACAACUGAAGCACCAAAUACAACUGAAGCUUCUACCUCAUCAUUAGCUGCUACGACAACUGAAGCAGCAACCAUAACUGAAGCUGCAACCACAACAGAAGCUGCAACCACAUCAUUAGUUGCUACCACAACUGAAGCUGCUACCGAAACUGAAGCUGUAUUCACAACAGAAGCUGCAACUGAAACUGCAACAGAGGCUGCAACCACUAUUGAUGCUGCAACAGAAACUGCAACUACAACUAAAGCUCCAACCACAACUGAAGCUGAAACAACAACAGAAGUUUUUACUACAACAGAAGUUGGUACAACUGAAGCUCCAAAUACAACUGAAGCUUCUACCACAUCAUUAUCUGCAACCACAACAGUAGGUGCAACCACAACAAAAGCUGCAUCUACAACAGAAGCUGGAGUCACAACAAAAUCGACCACCACAACACAAGCUGCACCCACAACAGAAGGUGCAACCAUAACUGAAGAUACAAACACAACUGAACCUGCAACCACAGCAGAAUCUGCCAACACAACACGAACAGCAACUACAACAGAAGGUGCAGCCACAACAGAAUCUGUAACAACAGCAUUAGCUGAAACCACAACUGUGACUGCAACUAGAACUGAAUCUGCAACACAUGAUGUAACCACAACAGAAGCUGCUACCACAACACAAGCUGGUAACAAAACUGAAGCUGCAAUCACAACAAAAGCUGCAACUAAAACUGCAACUGCAACAGAGGCUGCAACCACUAUUGAUGCUUCAACAGAAGCUGCAACUACAACUAAAGCUCCAACCACAACUGAAGCUGAAACAACAACAGAAGUUUUUACUACAACAGAAGUUGCUACAACUGAAGCACCAAAUACAACUGAAGCUUCUACCACAUCAUUAGCUGCAACCACAACUGAAGCUGCUACCACAACUGAAGCAGCAACCACAACUGAAGCUACAACCAUAACUGAAGCUCCAAACACAACUAAUGCUGCAACUACAAUUGAAACUGUAACUACAGCAGAAGCUUUAACAGCAACAAAAGUUGCUACCAUUACUAAAGCUGCAACCACAAUUGAAGCUGCAACCACAACAGAAGAUACAAACACCACUGAAGCUGUUACAACAGAACCUGCAACCACAGCUGAAGAUGCAACCACAACUGAAGCUGCAAUCACAAAUGCAUCUGCAACCACAACAGAGACUCCAACAACAACAACCACUACAACAGAGACUUCAACAACAACAACCACUACAACAGAGGCUCCAACAACAACAAUCAUUACAUCAAAUACUCCAACAACCAUCACUACAACAGAGACUCCAACAACCACCACUACAACAGAGACUCUAACAACAACAACAACCAUUACAUCAGAGACUCCAACAACAACCACUACAACAGAGACUCCUACAAAAACAAUCACUACAACAGAUACUCCAACCACCACUACAACAGAGACUCCAACAACCACCACUACAACAGAGACUCCAACAACAACAACAACCACUACAACAGAGGCUCCAACAACAACAACAACCACUACAACAGAGGCUCCAACAACAACAAUCAUUACAUCAAAGACUCCAACAACCAUCACUACAACAGAGACUCCAACAACCACCACUACAACAGAGACUCCAACAACAACCACUACAACAGAGACUCCUAUAACAACCACUACAACAGAGACUCCUACAAAAACAAUCACUACAACAGAGACUCCAACAACCACCACUACAACAGCGAUUCCAACAACCACCACCACUACAACAGAGACUCCAACAACCACCACUAUAACAGAGACUCCAACAACCAUCACUAUAACAGAGACUCCAACAACUACCACUACAACAGAGAUUCCAACAACUACCACUACAACAGAGGCUUCAACAACCACCACUACAACAGAGACUCCCACUAUAACAGAGACUCCAACAACCACCACUACAACAGAGACUCCAACAACAACCACUAUAAUAGAGACUCCAACAACCACCACUACAACAGAGACUCCAACAACCACCACUACAACAGAGACUCCAACAACCACCACUACAACAGAGACUCCAACAACCACCACUAUAACAGAGACUCCAACAACUACCACUACAACAGAGACUCCAACAACCAUCACUAUAACAGAGACUCCAACAACCACCACUACAACAGAGACUCCAACAACCACCACUACAACAGAGGCUCCAACAACAACAACAACCAUUACAUCAGAGACUCCAACAACCACCACUACAACCGAGACUCUAACAACCACCACUAUAACAGAGACUCCAACAACCACCACUACAACAGAAACUCCAACAUCUACAUCCUUUAUAAUAGAGACUCCAACAGUCACAACAGAAGUUGUAGCAUCUACCACCAUGAAAAACAUUUCAUCAUCAGAUUUUCUGCUGUAUGGAGAGACAGCUGGUGACAUUUUGGCGUUGCUGGGGGAUGAUCUGCUGCUGGCGGUGGUUGAGAAUCCAGUGGGGUUUACAUGUGGAUCGUCGUUAUCUCAUAGUGUUUAUAUUUACACAAAUGGGUAUGUUACAUUGGGUAAUGACUUCAAUAGUGGAAGACCUCGUCUGCUCAUGGACCAGACUGAAUUGCAGGCAGAGAGUAUGGUGGCUCCUUUCUGGUCAGAUAUUGAUAUGUCGAGUGAUUCGCGUGUCUGGUACCACUUCUACAACAAAUUCUCGGCUAAAUCCUUGGUUAGCCUGCGUCAGGCCCAGUCUCUGAUUGUGCAGAACUACAAAGACCCUGCUGUGGCCUCUGGUUUUGAUCCUAACACGGCUUUAGUUGUGACGUGGGAGAAUGUUCGCCCAGCUCCAGCCUCCAUACAUUCGACACAGAGUGCCAGUUUCCAGCUGCUGAUAGCCAGUGAUGGAGUGACCACCUACACAGCCUUCCUGUUCAGACAGAUGGACUGGACUCCCCCCAAAUUGGCUGUGUUAGGUUACAGAUGUGGAAGCAGGGACUCGUACAGCCACCCAGCUUCUCUGACCACAGACCUGCUGCAGGGGGUCAUUUAUAGCGGUUACAAUAAUGGAGCUAAACAGGGCCUGUGGAUUUAUAAGUUGGAUACAAUGAACGACUUCAUAAACUAUGCUGUAAAAUGUUAUGAAUGGAUUCAGAACUAUGGAGGACCCUGGUUCCCAAUAGCCACAUGGGCCAAUUCAAUAUUAACAAAAUGUCCCUGCAUUGAAGAGAGGAUAAAGAAAGAUGGACGUUUUGUGCCAUAUCCUAAAAAUUCAAAUUGCUAUGUCCAGAAAUUCUCACCUGCUGGGUUUACAGGAACAAGGAAAUGCUGUUACACAAGAAACUCAACCCCUGCCACUCUGAUCAGCAGUGGAAGUGAGGCUGGUUUCAUAUAUGCAGUGCAUCCCAUCGAUAAUGCAUCAGAGGCCAAUCGGAGGGAUGAGGAACCACAUGACUAUUGCUGUGUUCGAUCCAACCUAUGUGCUGAAUUCCAGAGACUGAGGUUUUCUGAUAACUGCGAAUUGUACACUCCACUCACAUCAGGUUCUUCCUUUGGUGAUCCCCAUGUAAGAACUCUGGAUGGCCUGACCUAUACAUUCAAUGGACUGGGAGAAUACGUGAUGCUGACGAUGGUAGAACCCGCAACAAAUGCAACUCUGUUUGAAAUACAAACUCGCACGGCCCAAGCUGUCAAUGCCAAUGGAACAGUGAUCAAUGCCACGGUAUUCCAUGCGUUUGUAGUCAAGGAGAAAAAUGGAGGGCAAGCUCAAGUUGAAGUGAAUCUUGCAGAAACAGGAAUUAUUCUAUAUGCCAACAGAAUAGACGUCACACGUCAGUUCUAUGCCAGUGAAACAUACUCUCUCUACAUAGCGAAUUCAAUAUUUAUAAAAAGAAGUGGAACUAAUGGAGUGAAAAUGCUUUUCCCAUCAGGUAUUGUUCUUGGUCUGUCUCUGAAUCUUGGAAUGCUGGAAUUAACUACAAGUAUACCAGAUGACUUGUCCACAACUACAACAAACUACGGUCUUCUGGGAAAUAUUAAUGGAGACAUGAAUGAUGACCUUAUCACCCCCAGUGGAACUCUUCUUCCUUCAAACUCAACGGAAAGGGAAAUCUACUAUCACUAUGGGGAAUUAUGGAGAAUUGAUUGUGCCAAGUCUCUCUUUGUGUAUCAAAAUGACAUGACUUGUGCAUCAUAUCAACAAAGAAGCUUUACACCAAUGUUCAUGGAGGAUUUUAACCAGCAAGAAAUUAGCAGAGCGCAGGAGGUGUGCGGGGGACCUCAGAACUUUAACUGUAUAUACGACUUCCUAGCCACACAAAAUGAGGCCAUAGCAAAUGUUACAAAAACUGUAUAUCAGACAGCUCUGGAAGAAGAGAUCAGUGCAGCUAAUUCCAGGCCCUACAUUGAUGGAGUAAAUACUCUCUCUCCAGUAGUAGGACAGAACUUCACAAUAACAGCCACAGCCUCAGAUACUGAUGGCCACAAUCUGACAAUAGUGAUGCUGAGUCCAGUAAAAGUGACCUCCCCUACUUCACCUGGGAAUGUUACAUUUUCCUACAGCUACACUCCACAAGACAUGACACCUUAUGCAGUGGAAUUGUAUGCUGUUGAUAAUUUGAAUGGAGUGUCCAGGAUAUUGUCUAUAAAUGUGUACCAGUGUUAUGGCUGUAAUAACCAUGGCAACUGCAACCACUCCCUAGCAACAAUCACCAGUGUCUCCACGUUCUUCAUUGUGCCUUGUAGCUGUUACACAGGAUGGACAGGUGACUCGUGUGAGACUGACAUCGAUGGUUGUGCUGGUUCCCCAUGUGAUCCUCUCAGUAACUGUACAGACAAUUCAGCAGCCAGGCACCAGUCAACAGGAAGAGCUUUUGAGUGUUACAACUGCCCUAUGGGGUACCGGAUGACAGAGUCUUAUAAAUGUUUAGAUACUGAUGAAUGCUCCAACAGUUAUCUCAAUGACUGUAAACAGAUCUGUACCAACACAAUGGGGAGUUACUUAUGUUCUUGUUAUAGAGGAUACAGACUAGCAGGGACAACGUGUACAGAUAUUGAUGAGUGCACAGAAGGGACCAGUGGAUGUCAACACCAUUGUAUAAAUGCAGUGGGACACUACAACUGUUCUUGUGUUGAAGGCUAUUCUCUCCAGCCAGAUGGAGUCUCCUGUGUUAUGCAAAGGUCCGAACAGUCGUGUACCAGCAUGAGCUGUAGUCACGGAUGUUCUGUCAACAGCACAGGUUCACCAUACUGCUUCUGUAACCUAGGAUACAGUCUGCUGCCAGAUGGGAAAAAUUGCACAGAUGUGAAUGAAUGCCAGAGGAGUAGCCAGUGUCCUCAAGUGUGCUCCAACAUAGAAGGCAGUUUUACAUGCAGUUGUUUCAUUGGUUAUAAGCUACAAACUGACCAGGUUUCUUGCACAGGUUGUGACUCUCUGCAUUGGGGCUACAAUUGUAACACAACAUGUGACUGUUCCCAGAAUGCUUUGCGCUGUGACAGUGUCCGAGGAUGCGUGUGUAAGACUGGUUGGUCAGGAACCCUUUGUGAUACUAACAUCAAUGAAUGCGUAAAUUCGAGUUUGUGUUCAGCUACAGAGGUGUGUGUGGACAAUCCCGGUUCCUACAUCUGUCCGUGUAUUGCUGGAUACCAAAAGAAUGCCUCAGGAAUCUGUCACAAUGUGGAUGAAUGUUCCUCUGCCCUGGACAACUGUUCUGCCAUGGAGGCUUGUCAAGAUACACCCGGCUCAUUCCUUUGUCUGUGUAAAACUGGAUACCAGAGAAAUGUCACCACCAGCAGCUGUGAAGAUGUUGAUGAAUGUCAAGAAAGUACAGAUUCUUGCCUUCAGAGAUGUCACAAUGCAUUAGGGAGUUACUAUUGUACGUGUUACAGAGGGUAUCAACUUCAGGAUGACAGGAGGACAUGUAUAAAAUCCAGGAAUCCCUGCCUGGGUGCUACGGUGGAUGGAACCUGUGACACGAUCCACGGAGGAUGCACUGUCAACUCUUCCAAUGAUGCUUAUUGUUUCUGUAACUCUGGAUAUCAACUCCACACAAAUGGAUCAGGAUUCUCACUCUGUACAGAUGUCGAUGAAUGUGCCACUAAUGUCUCCACCUGUAGCCAAGCCUGUAGCAACACUGAAGGAGGAUAUGUCUGCUAUUGUAACCAAGGUUACGAACUGGCCAGUGAUGGGAAGACAUGUAGUCUUAUAACAACUUCAACAACCAAUGCAUCUUUGACAUCUUCACCUACUGCAUUAACCACUACUUCCACCACUCAAAUGUUAUCAUCUUUGACCUCCACAACACCACCAGUAACUGUAAACUCAACAACACAACCUGUAUUGACCUCAACAACACAACCAGUAACUGUGAUGUCAACAACACAACCAGUAAUUGUGAUGUCAACACCACCAGUAACUGUGAUGUCAACAACACAACCAGUAAAUGUGACCUCAACAACACAACCAGUAUUGACCUCAACAACAAAACCAAUAACUGUGAUGUCAACAACACAACCAAUAAAUGUGACCUCAACAACACAACCAGUAUUGACCACAACAACACAACCAGUAAUUGUGAUGUCAACACCACCAGUAACUGUGAUGUCAACAACACAACCAGUAAAUGUGACCUCAACAACACAACCAGUAUUGACCUCAACAACAAAACCAAUAACUGUGAUGUCAACAACACAACCAGUAAAUAUGACCUCAACAACACAACCAGUAUUGACCUCAACAACAAAACCAAUAACUGUGAUGUCAACAACACAACCAGUAAAUGUGACCUCAACAACACAACCAGUAUUGACCUCAACAACGAAACCAGUAACUGUGAUGUCAACAACACAACCAGUAAAUGUGACCUCAACAACACAACCAGUAACUGUGACCUCAACAACACAACCAGUAACUGUGACCUCAACAACACAACCAGUAAAUGUGACCUCAACAACACAACCAGUAACUGUGACCUCAACAACACAAAUUGCCUCAACAACCAAUUGGUCCACAACUAUGACGGUUAUAUCACACAGUCCACCAACUCUCCCCUUGACAACUACAAUGUCUACACAGCCAGCUGUUGACUCAAUAUUGCUACCAUACGGGUCAGUACAAGUAGACAACCAGGCUACAACAGGAGAUGAUGCAGUGCAUGCAGUAGUGUUCAACCCAGUGGGAUUCAUGUGUGGCUGCUCAAUCAGCAGGAAAAUUUAUAUUUAUUCUAAUGGCUAUAUUUCUGUUGAUGAGAGAUUUGAUGACAGAAAACCAACACUUCUGUCGGGCACAUUUGGAACAGCAGUCAAUAAGAUGCUGGCUCCUUUCUGGACAGACAUUGACCUGACUUAUGGCUCAGGUAUCUGGUAUCAGCUUUAUCAGAAGUUUGGAGAGCGAGAUGAUGGUGCCGUCCUGGACGGGGUGAAGGAUCACAUUGUUAACAACAUAAAAGAUCAAAAAGAUGUGAUUUCAUUCGAUCCUAACACUGCUCUGGUUGUUACCUGGGAGAAUGUAGUGCCCUCUCCAAGGUCACUUUAUUCAUCAAAGAAUGCCACGUUCCAGCUGGUUGUUGCCAGUGAUGGUGUAGCCACAUACAUCUCCUUCCUAUAUCACUCAGUGCACUGGGAUGCUACAAAUCCUGCAGUGAUGGGGUUCAGGUGUGGAGAUGACCUGUCUAAUACCUACAGCCACCCCACCUCACUCUCCAGUCGAUUCUACCAAACAGUCUCAGACCAGGGAUACAAUAGGAACAAUGUGAGUGGCCUUUGGAUAUACAGAUUAGACACUUGUGCCAAGGCAGAAGACAAUUUCCGUGCUAAAUGUUACUCCUGGCUGACAUUGGACAGCGUUUUACAGCAGAGUCAGGUGACGCAGGCGAACUCCCUUCUCCCGGUGUGUCCCUGUAAUACUGUCCAGGCUAACCUGGACUCGCAGUUUGUUCAGUCCCGGGCUGAAUCCAACUGUUACUUUGUACAAUCAUCUCCAGCUAAUACUAACUACACAAGGAAAUGCUGUUACUCUUCGUGGGGGUCUCUGCUGUUUUCCUCCCCUGGAGCUGGGUAUGUGUUCUUGUACAAUCCCCUCACUCUCCCCUCCAUGGCUGCUGACACUGAUGUGAAGCCCUAUACCUGGUGCUGUAGGGAAGCCAGAAUGUGUGAAGACUUCUACAUCCAACGCCCCUCUGACAACUGCUACAAUUACAGACCAGUUUCCUCAGCUGCAGUCUCCCCAGUGAUAAGUUACUACCCGCUGAGACUGACCGCCACAGUAGGAGAAAUGAUGGACAUCACGGCUAUAGCCCAGGUCGAGGGAAAUGACUAUGUUAGUUUGAUCCUGUCUGGAUCUGUUAGUGCUAACAUCACAGAGAGAGGAAUGUCGGCUGUUCUGUAUAGAUGGACUGUGAAGGACACCUCUCCUAAAUCUUUACAGAUUUAUGCUGUGGGUCAGAAUUCCAUUGUGUCGGCGUCAGUGGUCCCGGACAUCAUUCUGUGUCCAGGUUGUAGUGGACAUGGUGCCUGUAACUUUGACAACGCUGUCCCACAGGAACAGUCCUCGUUCUUCCUUGUGGAGUGCGACUGUGAAGUAGGAUGGGCAGGUUCAACUUGUAAUGUGGAUGAGAAUGGCUGCCUUGGUGAUCCCUGUAACACAAGUGCUGACUGUCAGGAUCUAACGCCCUCGGUUCAAAAGGCUGAAGGACUGACCUACCAAUGUUCUGCUUGUCCCCAGGGGUACACCCUGUCCAGCUCUCUAAAGUGUAUUGAUAUUGAUGAGUGCAGUCUAUAUUCAAAUCAGUGCAGUCAGAGGUGCUUGAAUACAGAUGGAUCUUUUGUUUGCGACUGUGAGGUGGGGUAUCGACUCCAUGAAGACCAGUGCCUUGAUGUUGAUGAAUGCAGAGAGAGAACAAGUGGAUGUGACCAUCAGUGUGUUAACACACUUGGAUCGUACCACUGUGUGUGCUCCGUGGGGUAUCAGCUACAAACAGACGAACGAUCCUGUCUGAAAGCCUCUCCAGAAGCUCUAUGUAUUGCUCAACAGUGUCAGCAAGGAUGUAGAAUUACAGACUCAGGAGAAGCAGAGUGCUUUUGUUACCUUGGUUACAGAAAACAACCAGACUCAGCUUGUGAAGAAAUCAAUGAGUGUCUGAAUAGAAUUUGUCCACACACUUGCCAGAACACCAAUGGAAGCAUUGAGUGUAGCUGUUAUGAUGGGUAUACACUUCAGACAGACCAUAGAUCAUGUCAAGCAUGUGAUCUUGAUCAUUGGGGACAUAAUUGCAAGAUGUCAUGUGACUGCACUCAUCAUUCCUUGUACUGUGACAAUGUGAUUGGCUGUGUGUGUAAGGCUGGCUGGACUGGGAGAUAUUGUGAGGAUAAUGUCAAUGAAUGUGAUGAUGCUAGCCUGUGUCAGUCACCUGAGAUUUGUAAGGACACCUACGGUUCAUAUGCCUGUGUCUGUGAGAAUGGGUACCAGAGGAAUGCCAGUACAGGACUUUGUGAAUAUUACAGUGCCUGCAGUUCUUGGGCUGUGAAUGCAUGCCCGUUAAAUGAGGUGUGUGCGGACUUCACAGGUGGUUACACCUGUCUCUGUGCCAGAGGAUUUAGGAGAGUAAAUGGCACUUGUCAAGAUUUGGAUGAAUGCACAGAAAUGACACACACCUGUCAACAUGAUUGUGUAAAUACAGCUGGAAGUUAUAGGUGUUCAUGUAAAAUUGGAUACACUCUUCACAUCAAUGGAAGAGAAUGCUCCCCACAAAUCUUUAAUCCCUGUAGAGGAAAUUACAAGUGGAACUUCUGUGACCAUACUUAUGGAGGGUGUACGACAGACGAUGGGGGAGGUCCCGAGUGUUUCUGUAGAGCUGGCUAUUCUCCUGUACAAAGAGAUAACUUUACUCUCUGCAAUGAUGUUCAGGAAUGCUGGAUGGGUAUCUCUGGCUGUUCCAAUGGUUGUAUGAAUACCUGGGGUGGCUUCAGAUGUACAUGUCCUGUAGGAUUCACUUUGGACACUGACAGCAAGACCUGUAUUAGUUGUGUGUCUUUGGGAACAUGGGGAGAUAACUGCAUGAAUUCCUGUGAAUGUGGGCGUGGCGCUGUAAGAUGUGACCCUGUGACAGGAUGUGUUUGUAACGAGGGCUGGAUUGGUCUCCACUGCUCACAACAUGUCAACAACUGUAGCAACACCUCAUGUGGUUCUCAUCAAAGGUGUAUUCAUGUCAACUUUACAUAUUCCUGUGUCUGUGAAGAAGGUUUCAAACAGAACUCCAACAAUCUGUGUCAAGAUAUUGAUGAAUGUUCCUCUAACCAAAACCUUUGCACACAAAGGUGCAUCAACACAGAAGGAAACUACAGGUGUGCAUGCACUGAUGGAUUCCAACUGGCAUCAGACAACAGAACUUGUGAAGAUGUGGAUGAGUGUAUGCUACAUGUAUCAGACUGUCACCAACAGUGUCUGAAUACGAUAGGAGGGUUCUACUGUUUCUGUUAUGAUGGAUUCAGUCUCUAUGGCUCAAACAGGUGUAUUAAAGAUGAAUCUAGCUCCCCAUGUGUUGCCACUGGUGAUUCCUGUGAAUAUGGAUGUAGAGUGGAAGGAGGUCUUGCUUUCUGUUUCUGUCCUUUUGGGUACUUGCUGAAUGCUGACCUGACAACAUGUUUGUAUAUAAAUUCAACGGUGAAUGUAAAUUUGGUGACCAACAUAACGUUUGAAUCCGAGUACAGUGAUCCAUCUUCAAUACUCUACAAAAAUCUCAAAGAGGACGUAGAAAUUCAGUUUCAGGCCCUCUUCAUGAACAUGCAAGAUCUGCACUCCAUUCAAAUUCUUAAAAUAAGUGAAAACUGCACAAUAUUUGAUCUACAAGUGAGGUUUGAUACCAAUGUUAGCGGUGCGUUGGAGACCAGGUUGACGACAGUGCUACAGAAUGUGUACCAAUCAGGACUACAUAUACAGGACAAGAAUUAUGCCAUAAUACAGGAACCAGUCACGUCUAUACCGUACACACCUGCCCCCUGUUUACUGUGUCUUGCCACGGAGAAAUGUUAUAUCCAGGUGAAUUACAAAUUUUUGUGCAGUAAAUGCCAGUACCACAGUGUCUCUAAAAAUAACAACAGCUGAGAGUUACAAGGCGUUCAUGGCCGACACGACAGAUAUAAGAUUUGCCUUGUUCGAGGAUUCUGUAGUAACAGCUCUAAAGGGACUGAAUCUGCCAGUUAGGGAAAUCCAGUUGUUGUCAAUUUUAGCUCUGUCAACAGGAACAAAAUUGUAUGUUACAUUUCUCCUGGACUCUUCCGUUUCUCCUGAAUUGAUUACCCAGAUUGCCAAUAAAGU
Molecule: messenger RNA, 14754 nt
Organism: Ostrea edulis (European flat oyster)
Lineage: Eukaryota; Metazoa; Mollusca; Bivalvia; Ostreida; Ostreidae
Product: mucin-4-like
Exons: 56
Coding region: 1-14541 (4846 amino acids)
Biological process (GO): cell-matrix adhesion
Molecular function (GO): calcium ion binding
Source: RefSeq, a predicted model, not a curated record